Molecule: messenger RNA, 1068 nt
Organism: Penicillium argentinense
Lineage: Eukaryota; Fungi; Ascomycota; Eurotiomycetes; Eurotiales; Aspergillaceae
Gene: aspf4
Product: allergen Asp F4
Exons: 1
Coding region: 1-1068 (355 amino acids)
Cellular component (GO): extracellular region
Molecular function (GO): IgE binding
Source: RefSeq, a predicted model, not a curated record
AUGCACUUCAAGAACUCCGUCCUUCUCGCGGCGGCCCUGACCGCUGGGUCAGCCGUCGCCCGUCUUCACGGCCACGAGCGCCGUCACGCCCACCCCAAGUUGGAACUGGAACUGGAGGGUCCCGCGCCCACUGAGGCCCCCAAGGCCGAAGUCGACAUCGAGCAGCGUGAUGUCGGCGAUAUGGUGUAUGCCACCAUCGAUGGUGUCCUGCAGUCCUGGAUCAACGAGUGGUCCGGCGAGGUCGCCUCCGAGACUUCUUCCACUUCCACCUCGACCUCCUUCUCGACCACCAUCACUCCCACUCCCACCCCCGAGUUCACUGCCUCCCCGAGCGCCGUUGAGUCGACCGUGAUUCCCGUCCCGACCUCGAACGCUGGCUCCGGCUCUAGCUCUGGUGCUUCUGGUGGCAAUUGGUACGACGCUCCUUCUGAUGGCCAGUUCUCCCGUGACGCCUUCGGUGGCACUACCGCCAGCACUAAGACUGGUCCCCUCGACUGGGACUACCAUGGCAACGUCGGCAUCCCCUGGGGCAGCAACAUCGCUCUGGUUGACGAGGCUGAUGCCAGCAAGUACAAGCACGUCAUCCGUUUCGAAGGUGCCCACGAUGAGCCCUGGAACCUCCUUUUCUGGAACACCUACGGUCCUGAUGGCAAGAUGGACGGCUUCUGGAGCCCCCACGCCGCUUUGAAGUUCUCCCUGCCCAAGGGCUCCGUCAAGUACGUCGCCAUCGAUGACAACACCCAGGGUGGCUGGGCUGCUGCUCAGGGCGACAUCCCUACCACCUUCUUCGGCCAGUAUGCCUCCACCUGGGGUGAAUUCGACAUGAGCAACGAGCAGAACGACGGGCAAUCCGGCUGGGAUGUUUCCUGCAUUAUUGCUCAGCUCAAUGGCCUGGACAUCCAGGGUAUGCGUAUCUGUGACCACAACAAGGAGAACUGCUCCUACAUCGGCAAGGGUCUGGCUGGCCUCCUCAACGCCUACACCUCCGCCGACCAGGGCACCAAGAACCUGGCCGUGACCGGUGGCCCCGGUGCCAUCCGCCUGGUUGUCGACCUCGACUACGCUUAA